Hypanus sabinus (Atlantic stingray) is the source of this 2356-nucleotide messenger RNA. RefSeq names its product transmembrane protein 200A-like. The record is from RefSeq and is a predicted model, not a curated record. The transcript is spliced from 2 exons. NCBI's taxonomy places the organism in Eukaryota, Metazoa, Chordata, Chondrichthyes, Myliobatiformes, Dasyatidae. The coding region runs from base 680 to 1978 and encodes 432 amino acids.
GUUCCCGCAGGACGCACGCGAAUAAGAAAUCUUAAAGAGGCAGAGCCGGUUAAGCGUGCAAUUCUGUUCCAGAGAUGAGAAGCGCCGUCGAAAAUUCCCCCAGCCUUAAAAAGAAACGCUAGGAACAUGGACAACUAACGUGGCUCUCUAAAUGAAAGGAGACGAAAAGUUGCAGGCGGUGUAAAACAGCCUGUAUUUUUUUACACGAUCCGCGUUGGGGGAUCUCGAAAGAGGGUGAUGAUCAGCGGCUUUGACUGUGAAAGGCUCCGAUGCUGCGGGAGUUGACAACCGAAGAAAACAGAACAGCCAAGCGGGGAAGAGUGAAAUGUCCGCGCAUCGUUAGCGGUGGAUUACUUGGGAAACGCCGAGAACUUGGUCCGAGGGGUUGACGCCCAGCCGGGGAGUUUUUAAAUGUGAAAAGCGUGCAUGUGGAAGGCAGGAAAGCGAAAGCGGAUUCCGCGGCCCCCGCGACCCUUCGUUGUCUCCGCCUCGUUGCGCCGUCUUCUCGGUCUUUGACCCCCGACGUCUCGUCAGUUUCCCCGUCUCUUUAGUUUCGGGGCGCUCCGGACCCCGAACCCAGCAGAUUAACGCCAGCGGCUAUUGAUAAAUGACACCCGCGGCGCGCAGAAGAUGACCGGAUAGAUUCUUCAAGAAGAGCGGAACUGUAACCAUCAGAACGAUGAGCGCAGGAAACAAUGCGGCUACGAAGAGCCACGGGAACCUUGGCCAGUCCGGCACAGACCAGCGUGGUAAAGCAUCAAGAGAGAGGGUUGAUAAAAGUGUUAAAGGAAAACUCAACAUGCGAUCUCCUGCUGGGCUUUUCAUCGUAUUCGGGCUGUUGAUAGUCGUGGUGGGGAUUGCCAUAGCCGUUGUUGGCUAUUGGCCCCGUAAGCACAACUCCCAGACGUUGGUGAGUCAACAGCAAAGAAACAGUAGUGAGUCAGCCGCCGAGAUUCAGCGCGCAAGGGCGAGGCUUCAGCCCCAACCGGUGCAGAAGAACGAAAAGCUGAAACUAAUUGGCCCGCUGAUCAUGGGCAUUGGGUUAUUCGUGUUCAUCUGCGCCAACACGGUGCUGCACGAAAAUCGCGACAGGGAGACCAGGCUUCUGGCGCGGCAGAAUACUUACCCCGUCGCCGGCCAGAUUGGCAGUGAAGAGAGUAACGAGCCAGAAGGGGGUCGGCACAAUCCUGCUCCGUCCUGCGCCGACGCCGGUUCUGGGUGCUCGGAACUGUGCUGCGCUGCCGAAGGAGGCUGCGGCGCAACCUGUCCUAAACACACUCCGAGCGCAGAAACAUGGGCGGACAGUCGCAAGGCUGCUAGGCGUAACAUGACUGCCCAGCUGCUGCAUCAUAAAAGACCUUCUCCAUCCACCUCCCUUUGUAGUGUGACUUCAGACUCUUGUAACUCCAGUGAGGGAAACCUUAACGUGCCUUUCAGCUGUGGCGAUGACUCUUCAGUUGUUUCUGCCUCAAUAGUAUUACCGGUUAUUAAGCUCAACAACUGCGUCAUUGACACGCCGGUUGCUAAAGCUGCGGUCGAAGAUAUUGAAGUCGGGCAUCCGGCGGUCACGACGUCCACGGAAGAUUUGAGCAAGCUGAAGAGCCACGGGUGCAUUCGGUCCGGGAGCAUCCGCAGUGCCGAUGGGGCUCUUAGCGUAAUCAGUGCGGACCGUCCCUUACAGGAGGACUCCUUCCCCAACAGAUCGAUUGGAGGGCUGCUGUCCCCAGGAGCCGCCAGAAAAGCAUACGCUUCGGACCUGCAGCUCCACACGCUAGGCGGUCACUCCAAGUCCCUCGACCUCGGGAGGAACGUGGACAAGCUCGGCGGCCAGAGGAAAGAACGACAGCACAGGAGCUGGCCACGUUUGGAUUGCAGUUACAUAAAAAAGUACCUGAAGCUGGAAAACAGAGGAGACGGCGUGGACCAAUUACUUGAACAGACUGAACGGGAGUUUGGUGGUGAAGAGCAAAACCUGUAGAAGAAAUUAAUUAAAGAAUAUGGUGGCUGCAUAUUAAAUACAAAGCAAAUGUGAAAUGGUUUAAAAUAUUUGUUGUUAUUUUUUGCGCAUCGGGUGACAUUUUUGCCAUUUCUGUAGCUCAACGCUCAACCCAGCACAGAUGGAAAGCGUGCAAAAGGAGCCGGCUGGAUUCGAACUCAGGACCAUUGGCCUUAAGUCCAGUACAGAUGCCACUACACCACCAUCCAGUCUUAAAAUAUUUAUCCAGACGCAGUUUCUGGUGAUAAAAGGACUGUUGCAGCCAACUGAAAAUAUGAUUAGUAGAUGGGGAACAAUUUGCAAAAAAAAAUAUAUUACUCCUGGUGUGGUUGCUGUAAUAAAUCUUUCUUUUAAUUUUGA